Trichoderma harzianum CBS 226.95 is the source of this 564-nucleotide messenger RNA. RefSeq lists its product as hypothetical. Lineage: Eukaryota; Fungi; Ascomycota; Sordariomycetes; Hypocreales; Hypocreaceae. The record is from RefSeq and is a predicted model, not a curated record. The transcript has 2 exons. Bases 1 to 564 code for a protein of 187 amino acids.
AUGGAAACUCCAACGCCAAAGAGAACCAUCAAGGCCAUCUCGCCAAGGUCCAAAAUUCCUGUCAAAGCCCCCAUCAAACUCCCCAUCAAGCUCCAGCACAACACAAACUACGCCCAAAUCACCUACUUCAACGUCCCCGACAAGCUGCAGCGCUCACCCUCGCUCAAGAGCUUAGACUCACCCUCACUUAAGAGCUUAGACAUUACGCGUCUCCCCGAGGACCUCAAGCUCAUCGGGCCCGAGAACUGGGCGCCCUGGUCCAGCGCCAUGAUGGCCGUCGCAGAGCUCUCGGGCUUCGACACGGCUGUGCUGGAAGAGAUGCCGCAGGCGGUGCAUGUGAGUUGUUGGCAUAAUAGCCAGAAGACGAGGGAGCAGGUGCGUGAGGGGAAGAUGUUGGGGCUGUUGAUCAAGUUUAAUAUUUCGGCGCAUAUGAAUGACUUGGUGAGCUUGACUAUGGAUGGGUAUGAGGUGUGGAAGGUGCUUAAGCUGUAUUGUGCGAGGUUUGUGGAAACGGAUCCGUCGAGGAUGCUUAAGAGGAAUGGGGGAUGUAUUCGCAUCUCGUGA